Spinacia oleracea (spinach) is the source of this 666-nucleotide messenger RNA. RefSeq lists its product as uncharacterized. The transcript has 2 exons. The record is from RefSeq and is a predicted model, not a curated record. The coding region runs from base 169 to 543 and encodes 124 amino acids. NCBI's taxonomy places the organism in Eukaryota, Viridiplantae, Streptophyta, Magnoliopsida, Caryophyllales, Amaranthaceae.
AAUGCGCUUUUUCAUCCGUGGCUCCGUUAGCUAGAUCACGAUAACUCAACGUAACGCCCAGACAAGGAGAAUUACUAAUUUGGAUUUCCCGCUUAAGCACAUUCUCUCUCUCAUCAACCUCAAACUUUUUUUCGCCCCAAAAGAUUUCAAGAAAUUCAAGAAAACGCCAUGGUAUCUAAUGUAAGGAUUUUAGGGGGAGAAAACAUAAGCAUUCUCAAUUUCAUAUGUAUACUGGAAAUCGAGAAAGAUAAUGGCGAGGAAUUCCAUAUGUGGUACCAGCCGGUGAUACCACUUGCAGUAGAAGCACCGUCGAUUACACCGAAGAAGAUGGAUAGUCGGUUGAUGGUUGAAGGUCACCGUACGGUGGGCGACUGUAGGCUCCAAUAUCUCUCCUCCUUCUUUUGUAAUUUAGGGUUAGUAACUUUGGAGGAAUGGAUUAUGAAUCUUAGGGUAGAGGUGGGUAUGAGAUUCCAUGGGUAUGAGAUGGAAAUAGAACCCCCUUGGAAUGAGACUCCAUUCAAAAAAGGCCCAUCCAAACAAUAAAAUUGAUGGAAUGGAUUCUAACUCCAUUCCAAUCCAUUCCAUAAUGGCCAACCAAACGACCCCUUAACCUUUUUGUAUAUAUAUAUAUAUAUACGUCUAAACUUUACGUUCCUUUUUCAAUUA